Messenger RNA from Sander lucioperca (pikeperch), 1292 nucleotides. RefSeq names its product transmembrane protein 203 (gene tmem203). Gene Ontology annotation, biological process: intracellular calcium ion homeostasis. Bases 384 to 800 code for a protein of 138 amino acids. Gene Ontology annotation, cellular component: endoplasmic reticulum. The record is from RefSeq and is a predicted model, not a curated record. Lineage: Eukaryota; Metazoa; Chordata; Actinopteri; Perciformes; Percidae. The transcript is spliced from 2 exons.
AGAUAACGAAGGUUUACUCUUCUCGCGAUAUUUCUCUGGAGGCAAAAGAAGAAAAAAAAAGAAGCUACGAUGCUAAAGGUUUGUUAGCCUUGUGUACUGACAGUUUCGCAUCUAGCUGGAUGGAGGAGAAAACGCCUCACUGUUAUUAAGGUAAGGGUUUCCAGAGACUGGGAGCACUUCCUGCAGUCACCUCCCCUGUCAUCCUCCUCAGAGUGGAUUUGAAGAUGUAGCCAAGAGUGAAGUGGAUCAUCUCUGCAGACCCUCAGCAUUCCUGCCCCAGGCAUAGCCAGUGACUUCUCACCGCCAGCCUAAUUCUGGGGCACUUAGGCCCCUAACCAGUCAGUCCGUCCGUCCCUGGUUUGAAGACCCUGCUGUCCUCAGCCAUGCUGUUCUCCCUGAGGGAACUGGUCCAGUGGCUGGGCUUUGCCACCUUUGAACUCUUCCUCCACCUGCUAGCGUUGCUGGUCUUCAGCAUGCUGGUUGCUCUGCGAGCUGACAUGUUCACCCCUACGCUGAGCUGGUGGCUGGUGUUCGUCCCGCUGUUUGCCGCCGACGGCCUCAGCACCUACUUCACGGCCAUUGUGUCGAUCCGUCUUUACCAGGAGAACGAGAAGCGCCUCGCCGUGCUGCGGCUCCUCUGGGUGCUGACAGUGCUCAGCCUGAAGCUGGUGUGCGAGGUGCUGCUGUGCCAGAAGCUGGCGGAGCAGGAGCAAGCCAGAGACCUGUGGUUCGGCCUCAUCGUCUCGCCGCUGUUCAUCCUGCUGCAGCUGCUGAUGAUACGGGCGUGCCGCGUCAACUGAGGGGAGGCAGUUAGCGGCUGUGCUUUCACAUCACCGCAAAACACAGGAACAUAGAGAGAUCUUCCUCUGCCAAUAGAGAUUUAAAGCAUAACAAUAGUGUCAUUUCUCUUUGGGCUCAUUGCUACCUUUUUUUUUUUUUUUUUUUAAAUACACGUGUUCCAGGUCUCACCAGAUUUGUGUACAUUUGUGUUUCUAAUAAUUAUGUAUAAGUUCUAAUGCAGUAUUUCUCUUCCCAGAAGAGUGGAGGCUGUUGGUUAGCUAGCAGUACCAUUGAUUUGGAAUUAGAUCAAUCAUACAUGAGAAUAAUAAGGGUGAGCACGUACUUUUGGCCAUGUAGUGUAAAAAUUAGUUAAAAAUAAUCAAUUCUCCAAUUAAAAUUAAAAAAAGAAAUGUUUGGGUGAUCCGAUAUUGAUUAAUGAAAUCCCCAAAUCAAUCUUUUAAUAUAUGCAUUUUCAGCAUAGAUGUGGGGAAUCUUAAUGUAAACACUAACCU